AUGGAAUUGGACGACGAAGUUCUGAGAGAGUUAUAUACCUGGGUUGACGCCAUUCCACUCUCUCGUCCAAAAAAGAAUAUUGCGAGGGAUUUUUCUGAUGGUGUAUUGGUGGCAGAAGUUGUGAAGCAUUUUUUUCCUAAAUAUGUUGAUCUCCACAAUUUUCAAACUUGCAACCGAGUUGAAGCAAAAAGGAAUAAUUGGCUAAUGCUUAACUGGAGGAUUUUCAACAAAUUUAAUUUUAAGCUUUCCGAUGAUGUAAUUGAUGCCUUAAUAAACGCGCGACCCGGGACGAUUGAAAAACUCCUUUUGUUACUACGAUCCAAGAUCAAUAAACAACUGGAAGAAGUUGAUCCCGACACUAUAGAUGAGGAGCAAUUUCUGCACCAAAAGCCCUCGAAGAUGCCUAUCUCACCAGUUAACAUAAAGUUGGCUGGACAGAAUAAUAAUGUUCAAACACUACGAACUGACGAUUUUCGCGAUGCUGCACAAAAGAUCCUAUUGCAAAAGAACACAAAGGCGAGUAGACAGCUAAUUACACCAACAUACAGUUCUUCGAAGCCAACUGUGUCCACAAAAGCUGAUUCGGAUGACAAUCUACGUCUUCUCUAUGAGCAAAAGGUUCAAGAAUGUUUGGCCUUAGAAGAGACCGUUGAAAUUUUAAAUGCGAAAAUAAAACGAAUGGCCCACUUACUGGAGCUCAAGGAUAUUAGAAUCAACGAACUGCAAGCAAACCUAAACUACUAA
This is a messenger RNA of Dibothriocephalus latus, 744 nucleotides long. The record is from the annotation of a GenBank genome assembly. Lineage: Eukaryota; Metazoa; Platyhelminthes; Cestoda; Diphyllobothriidea; Diphyllobothriidae.